This is a messenger RNA of Staurois parvus, 314 nucleotides long. NCBI's taxonomy places the organism in Eukaryota, Metazoa, Chordata, Amphibia, Anura, Ranidae. The record is from the annotation of a GenBank genome assembly.
CACUGACGGGCACUGAGAGGCAGCACUGAUUGGCAGCACUGAUAGGUGGCACACUGACUGGCACUGAUAGGUGGCACUGAAAGGCAGCUCAGAUGGGCACGGAUAUGUGGCAUUGAUGUGCACUGGUAGGCACUAUGUGGCAUUGAUGUGGCACUCGCAGGUGGCAUUGAUGAGCACUGACAGGUGGCACUGCUGGGGCUACACUGAUCAUCAGGGCACACUGAUCAUCAGUGCCCUGAUGAUCAGUUGUGACAGCUCGUGAGGAGAGAACUGCCAAUAACUGGCAUUUCCUUAUUUACAUGUGAUCAGCUGUG